This is a messenger RNA of Psammomys obesus (fat sand rat), 2080 nucleotides long. Its product is annotated as keratin, type II cytoskeletal 71. NCBI's taxonomy places the organism in Eukaryota, Metazoa, Chordata, Mammalia, Rodentia, Muridae. The record is from RefSeq and is a predicted model, not a curated record. Gene Ontology annotation, cellular component: keratin filament. Gene Ontology annotation, molecular function: structural constituent of skin epidermis. Gene Ontology annotation, biological process: intermediate filament organization; keratinization. The transcript is spliced from 9 exons. Bases 1 to 1566 code for a protein of 521 amino acids.
AUGAGCCGCCAAUUCACCUGCAAGUCUGGAGCCGGCAGCAGGGGCUUCAGCGGCUGCUCCGCAGUGCUGUCUGGGGGCAGCGCCUCCUCCUACCGGGCAGGGGGCAAAGGGCUCAGCGGGGGCUUCAGCAGCCGGAGUCUCUACAGCCUGGGAGGGGCCCGGAGCAUCACCCUCAACAUGGCCAGCGGCAGCGGGAAGAAUGGAGGUUUUGGAUUUGGCCGGAACCGGGCCAGCGGCUUCGCCGGCAGCAUCUUUGGCAGUGUGGCGCUGGGGCCUGUGUGCCCCACUGUGUGCCCACCUGGAGGCAUCCACCAGGUCACAGUCAACGAAAGCCUCCUGGCCCCCCUCAAUGUGGAGCUGGACCCCGAGAUCCAGAAGGUGCGCGCCCAGGAGCGGGAGCAGAUCAAGGCCCUGAACAACAAGUUCGCCUCCUUCAUCGACAAGGUGCGCUUCCUAGAGCAGCAGAACCAGGUGCUGGAGACCAAGUGGGAGCUGCUGCAGCAGCUGGACCUGAACAACUGCAAGAACAACCUGGAGCCCAUCCUCGAGGGCUACAUCAGCAACAUGCGGAAGCAGCUGGAGACACUCUCUGGUGACAGGGUGAGGCUGGACUCCGAGCUGAGGAACGUGCGUGACGUGGUGGAGGACUACAAGAAGAAGUAUGAGGAGGAGAUCAACCGACGGACGGCUGCAGAAAAUGAAUUUGUGCUGCUGAAGAAGGAUGUGGAUGCGGCUUAUGCCAACAAGGUGGAGCUGCAGGCCAAGGUGGACUCCAUGGACCAGGACAUCAAAUUCUUCAAGUGUCUCUUCGAAGCUGAGAUGGCUCAGAUCCAGUCCCACAUCAGCGACAUGUCUGUCAUCCUCUCCAUGGACAACAACCGGCAGCUGGACCUGGACAGCAUCAUUGACGAGGUCCGCGCCCAGUACGAGGAGAUCGCCCUGAAGAGCAAGGCCGAGGCCGAGGCUCUGUACCAGACCAAGUUCCAGGAGCUGCAGCUGGCAGCCGGCCGACAUGGGGAUGACCUCAAAAACACCAAGAAUGAAAUCACUGAGCUAACCCGGUUCAUCCAGAGACUCCGCUCAGAGAUCGAGAAUGCCAAGAAGCAGGCUGCUAACCUGGAGACGGCCAUUGCUGAUGCCGAGCAGCGAGGAGACAGUGCCCUCAAGGACGCCCGGGCCAAGCUGGACGAGCUGGAAGGUGCCCUGCACCAGGCCAAGGAGGAGCUGGCACGGAUGUUGCGCGAGUACCAGGAGCUGAUGAGCCUGAAGCUGGCGCUGGACAUGGAGAUCGCCACCUACCGCAAGCUGCUGGAGGGCGAGGAGUGCAGGAUGUCAGGAGAGUACCCUUCUCCAGUCAGCAUCUCCAUUAUCAGCAGCACCAGCGGCAGCGGCUUCCGGCCCAGCACAGUGAGCGGUGGCUACGUGGCCAACAGCACCAGCUGCAUUUCUGGAGUGUGCAGCGUCCGCGGCGGGGAGAGCAGGAGCCGGGGCAGCGCCAGCGACUACAAGGACGCCCUAACGAAGGGCUCCAACCUGAGCACCCCCUCCAAGAAAGGCGGCCGGUAGAGAAGGCUUCCUGUGGCCUUUCUCCCUCAGGCGCUCUGCUCCCCAGCCUACUGUCCGCCCUCCUACUCCCUUGUUCCACCCCCGGGCCCCUGGAUUUGUCUUCUGCCAACGUUCUGAGCCUGGGUAGCUCUGGGCUGCCAUGUGUGGUGCAGCUCUGAUAGACCCCAGGCAGUUCCCAGCUUCAGCUCAGGUCCAGCAUGUCUUUCCCUCCAGCCUUUGCCUUCGUCCUCACCAUACUGCCUGGCCUCUUGGGUCUCCAUCGGGGCUUUGUCAUCUGCUGAGCUUUUAUCUGAGCUCCUGCCUAUGACAGAAGCUAGCUAUGCCCAAAGGAAGACUAACAGAGAACCGACUGAGGGGGCCCCGGCCACCCGCCCGCGGCAGCCUCACUCUGAGUGGGACCACUCAGAACAGCGGGACUCUGGCUUCACUUUCCUGCACCCAGAACCAGAGGAAAGGGGACACCGUGGCUUCUCUUGUAUUCUUUAACGCCCUCCCUGUUGCAUCCACAAUAAAC